AUGAGGAUUCACGAGAUCAUAGAACAGUGUGUCGAGUAUAUCGCAUAUGAUGGUACCAUAGGCUCUGACCCUAUACGCCUGAUUGAGCAUCUCAAAAAGGUCGACCCUUCUCUUGACAAUGACUACUUUACCCAUCUCUGGACGCUGCUAUGCGAUCAUCCCUCGAUACAAGUCGUCAUCACCAACGAGCCUAUCCUGCUACCCGGUGGUACAAACGAACUCGGCACUGCUCCACUGCCAGAAGGAUGGAUACCUCCUCAAGGUAUGCAAGCGAACGUGGAUAUAUCCACUCUAUAUCGAGAGGGUCUGAGGGGUCGACAAAUAGCUUUCAUGCUUGCAGGACAAGAGUUUCGUUCUGACAAACAAGCUGUACAGGACAAGCGAGACGCGGCGAAGAAAAGGGCAAUCAAGGCUAGGGGAGCAGCUUCCAAGAGGAGCAAGGAGGAAGCGGAAGAGGAGGAAAGUGACGGAGAGGUUAAAGUGGACCCGAGCGGCGCUGGAACAUUGCGAAUUGUACAUGUUGAUGAUGGACAAGAAGGUGACACAAUUGAACCUCUACCCAAAUCAGACUUGACAAGAUUGUGGGAGAAAUGGGGUGCAAGACUGAGAAUCAGAUGUACGGAAGAUGAGAUUUACUAUCGCUUGACUGGAUCACAUCAAAAAAUAAACAAGAUUACGUCCACCGUCUUUCACGUUCUGCAAAUUGCUGCAAUGUCAAGGGAGAAAGGUGUUACUGCCAUCGAUCUUGGGCCUCUUGUAGGUGCUAGUCAAGGCAGUAUGCAUUAUUACAUGAAAGUGCUCGUGCAGCUGGGUUUGUGUGCAAAAAUCCCAGCCAUCCUACAUGCCGCUGUCACCAACCUUCUCGUCUUUCACCGUUUCCUCGACCAGAAUUACAAUUAUAGAGCUUUAAUUGGUAAACCUCUGCCUGUGGCUCCGACCGAUACAGCAGGAAAGGGGUCCGCCGUCGACGCUGAAGAAAGACCAAACGAGCAGGAUUCCGAGGAUGAACAGGAAGACCCAUCUAACGAUCCCACCUCCCUUGAUGAUUUAGGGCUUGACUUCCCACCUCUCACGGAAGCGGACCUCAUGGCCGGUCACGUUGUUAAACAAAGGCUUUUGCAGAUACUGGACAGCUCUAAACUGAAAAAUCAUAUCCUGGGGACCAAGAAUCUACUCGAGCCACUGGGAUGGACCGAUGCCAUUGUAACGAGACAUAGAAGAUCCGUCAUACGACACAUUGAUGCUUUGGUACAUGAGGGUACGGUAGAACGUGUUUACAUUGGCGAGUCGAGGAAAAGCUGCAUUCGAUUGUCAAAGUAUAACACAGAGCCCGCCCAGGCCGGAGAGACAGCAGUCCCUGUAAACAAUGGUCCCGUGGAAAGUAUGGAGAGGGAUCAUGACUUAGAUGCUAUCAUCGAUUCCCCUGCAUACGCAACCCCUUUAAACCCCGACACGCUGAAUUUACCUUUGACCGUGACAUUCGAGCACUGGAUCAUUGAGCUUGUAGUAAGGUCUAAUCAGAACUCAGACGAGAACGCUAGAGGUAUGACCAUCAAUGCAAUAUGGCGAAAUUCGAAUUACAUGUACAAACGAUCCAUCGAUUUUGCGAUAUUGCGAUUUGACAAUGCUCAUGUCCCUGAACAUAUCUGGCCGUACAGUAUCUCCUCUUUCAUGGAGACUAUAGGAAAAGAACGUCGACUUCGUCUCUUUACGACUGCCGAAUUCCAGAGGAUCAUGCACCAAGAAGGUCAGGAAGUGCAAGGAUAUCCUGCAAUGCCUCAGCCCGAUACUGUUGGAGAUUUCGGAGACAUCUCUUUCAAACCUAUGUAUACCUCUGAAACUCAACUUGUCAAAUUCCUCGAUAAUGGCAAAUUCCUUAGUGGUGAAACGAGUCACAAACCUGUCAAAAAGAAAUCUCGACCUUUCAAAUCCUCGAAAUCUCAGAGGACGAGAAACAGCAACGCCUCAGAUGAAGGAGAAGGUCACGGGAACGUAGAGAACGAGUUCAAAUACUCUAGCAGUGUUCAAGUACGAGGCAGACCGAGAAAAUACAUUCACGUAGUUGAAGAGAAUGGCAAAAUAAAUCGAAGGAUUAUUGGUACCAUCUACUCUAGAGAUGACCUUCCCCAAGUUCUCGUAUAUCUCAAAGAGAGGAAUAUACUGGUAACCCCACCAGAUGGUUAUUCAGGACUUGGACCCCCUCCGCCUGCCAGCGAAGAAGCAAUCAAAGCAGGUCAUCCACCAGAGUUCUAUUACAAUUUCCCGGCCAAAGAUCUUGCUGCCUUUUCCGGUUUAACGAAUCGAAAGUCAAAGGCCAAGGACAAAGCUACAAGCAAGGUUAAAGGUAAAGGCAAAGGUAAAACCGGUACAAAGGUUGAUGACGCAAACGUUGAAAAGGGAACUCAGGAUAAGAAUAGCAAGACUAAGGAGAAAGGGAAAAGGGGGAAAAAGAGAUCCAAAGGAAGCACCAAUGGCAGUGGUGCCGAAGAAACCACCCCUUCCAAUAGAAAAUCCAAGCGACAGAAGAAGGAGGUGAAAUACGCAGAUGCAGCAGAUCAGGAUUUGGGCGAAGCAGAUGUUGUGAUCGUCGAGGUAGAAGGCGUUCAAGAGCAAAUCCCCUCGCAAGGACCAGUCUUGGCGUCGCCCUCUGCUGCGCUUUUGCGCAACGAAAGUACCACAGCCACCCACGAUGAUCCUCUCGAUGGCAGCUUCCCCCCCGCACCUUCCACUCUUGCUCCACUGGUAUCUCCAGAACCGGACGCAGUCACAAAUACGAUUGACGAGAAUGUCGUGACGAACGCAGAAUUCCAAGCUCCCUCAAUGGCGGGACCAUCAGCUGUACCCGUUACAGACCCUCCAUCAGGAUCAGCAGGUAUCUCUGUAUCAGCAAAGACGCCAGCGCGUUCGAAAUCGAGGAAGGUAAAGGAAUUAGCAAUCAAAGAAACAGCAGAAAUACCGAAACGUCCACGUCAAUCGCGGAAGACCAAAGCAGCGGCUGUGCCAUCCGAAGCCCCUCUCCCCACGUCUAUCCCACUUCUCCCCUCCUCCCCCAGACAGGUUGAUCCACAACACUCGGAAACCUCGCCUUCCACUCCUGGCUCGCGAUUUUUCCCCAUCGACGUACCCGAUGAGCCAUUCCUUAACAUGUCAAUGGAAGAUUCCAUCGGUACUGUCUUAGCUGAACUCUCACAAUCGGGUACACGCCCUCUUCCCCGUCCGGAUGCUGCUGCCAUUGCAUCCAACACCGCAUCUGCCAACGCUGGACCUGCGGCUGUGGCGGAUGGAAGCUUGUUAAAGGUGCAAACCAACAGUAAGAAACGAAAAGCUCCUCUGCAACAAACUCACAAUGAAACACCCACAAAAGCUCCAAAGCCGAAGAAAGGCAAGACUGGUACGCCCAAAUCCUCUGCAGCUGAAACUUUACACGCCAAAGAGUCCCAACGAGAAUCACUGUUUACCUUUCCAGAGACACCGCUCGAGGAAAUGCCCUUCGAGUUACCCGAAGAUAUUGUAGCGUCAACAAAGCCGGGCGAAGAGGUUUCGGCAGAUCACGCCAAUCACACAGGCGGGGGACCCGAAGCAGACAGCAACGCUCCGACUCCGACGCCUCUUGGGUCCCUCGGAGAGUCUCAAACGACUGGCAAGACGUCACCUCCUCCCGGUCCCGCUCGUGCAGACAAUACUCCUCUUCUGUCAGCUGUGAUGGAUGAUUGUGCGGCUAUGCCUCCACCUCCAGUCUUUGUCACACCUUCACGACCUACAAAUCGCCCAAAUUCUACGUUCACUCCCCAUUCGCGAUCUGCUACCCCUUUGAGGGAAGUGUCCGCUGCGUCCCACUCUCAAAACACUCCCAGCCGAUCAAGCCGAGCUGUCUCUAGCACACCUUCACAAGAGGUCAAGCAGCCGAUCCGUAAUAUCAGACUUCAUCAACUCAGUAACGGUACUCCGAAAGGUGGUCGGAUCGAUCUCGGGAGUCUGCGAAAAGCGAAUGAGAUCAUGCAAGUGCUCAAUCUCAAUGGUGGUGUGAUACUUGACACCAGACUCAUACACGAACAUCGGGAUUGGGCAAAUAAAUACGCCGGGACGGAUCACCCUUACGCACCUGCAAUUGCUUAUGGUAUGGAUCGAUUAGUAAUCAAGAAAACAGUCAAUACCCUUAUGAAUGAAGGCAGGUUGAAAGAAACCAUUGUUACCGUUCCAACCCCCACCGGCCGCUGGGUUCGGUCCAACGUCAUUUACCUCUCAGAUCUACCUCACGAACAGCUACAAGCUUAUAUUCGUCAGAUGUCCAAUAACGUGUCACAAGCAAUCACACCGACAUCCAAGAAAGACCGAAAAGAGAUUGCUAGUCUCCCGAGUACCCCUUUCACCGAGCUCAAGCGAUCAGCGACUAAACCAGUAGGCAAGAUCGUUGUCGACGCCACUCCCAAUCGCGGACAGGGCGUCGUAGAUGCACGACCUUUCUCGGAGAGGCGAACGGCUCUUCUCAAAGAAAUCAAGGUUAUCGGCCAGCUCUAUGGCUGGCGAGCAAACCGAUCUCUUCGAGUGCAAGUCCUUCAUCGAGCCAUAGUAAAAGCUCUCGCAAGCUCAAACUGUGGUUCAGUUGUUUCGAGUUCGCCUCGAAUCUUUGCUUUUCCGUUGUUGGCCGAAGAAAUUACUGCUGGAGAAUGGUUUGCCUGUUGUCUUGUUUUACGGUAUAACGAAGAGGUCGAAUACUGGCUGCGAGAUCCUGCCAAUCGAGCUAUGAAAGUCAAAGAUGUACCCAAACGAUUUCGGCCUCCAGGAGGCUUCGGCGGAUCGAACACAAAGCAAAAGAUGAAUACGUUACUGCUGAUUCUAAUGGCCCUCAAAAUCAUCUCGCCUGUGACGCCAGUCGAUAAAGACCAAGCUGAAUUCUUCGGCGACAACUCGGCGACGAAUGGCUACAAAACGGAUGAAAAUAUUGGAUCAUCAGUAUUUUACGUCCUACAUGAUCUUGUACCGGUUUAUCAUCUCGCCUCCGUGCCGCCACCGUUACUCGGUCUUCUUCCCGCUCGAACUGAAGCAGAUCUGGAUACACUCUGGUCUACCAUCAAACGAGCUUCUCUUGAACUUCAAGUGGAUGCACUGGGUCGAGUAGGAGGACAGACCAAACCCGGUUUCCCUCACACAGCUAAAAUAUCUGACAUUCUAGAGAUAUCAGCCGAAUAUGUGAAACUCUUCACAAGACCUAAAAGAUGGAGAGAAGAAUUCGACCUACUUCCCAUUCAGAAAGCAGCUCUCGACGAGAUAUUUGAUUGGCAAACUGGUCAAACCACUCUUACCACUUUGCGGGAACUUGAAGAUCUCGCCUAUGAAAAUGCGCUUCCAUUGCCUUUUAUCCAAAACGAGUUGAAGAGGAGAGCGGGGGUGGCGAAAGAUAGAUCUGUUAGAAUAGCAGAAAGGCUUAAAGAACAAGCCGUCAGAGCACAGGAGAGACAACAGAAGAUCCAAGACAAUGUGAGGCAGAAGCUUCGAGAAAGACAGGAAGAAGCUCGGAAAUCCUGGGAAGAAAAAGUCGCCGCUUCAGCUGCUAAGAAAGGCGUCAUGUUUGAUAUGCCCUUGCUGGUUUUCGUCAGUGGACAAACAUUACAAAAUGACGGGAUGAAAGGAAUUGGUAUCACUGAUCAAGUAAUUGAUCAUUGGGUCAUGAUUUGGGACCAAAUCAAACUUUUUCCCACAGCGGAAAGGGAGAGAUUUUUAGAGGAAAGAAGAAGGCUCAAUAUCGAAAGAAACAGAGCAGUUCGUCCUAAAACGUUUCGAACGACGAGGAAGGCCCCAAAGAAGAAACAAACAAAAGCAAAUUUAGUUGGUCCACAAAAACGAACCCGAUCCAAACGUAAAUGGAAUCAUGACGACGAUGAACUCAUGCUUGAUGCGGAGGCUAUUAUCAGAGCCAGAUCUAGAGAUAAUGGUUAUAAAGGUCGUGCAGCGAUGGAACAACUGUUCCCAGGUUUCUCAUCUCAAACGUUCCGAGCUAGAUUCAGGAAUAUCACUGUUCAACCUGGCAAACAGGCGUACUUUGAUAGACUGGAACAGGCUUGGUAUGAGAUAUGGAUUUCCAUAAGAGGUACAGACGAAUUACAAGAUGACAACCAAGAUAGCUCAAUCGAGUUUGAUUUGAAAAAUCAUGUCAAGGUUUUAAGAGAGAAAAUAGAUAAGAGACCGUUACGGCUCCUUGCAGCUUCUACGCCAAUCGAGGAGAAAGACCCUGCUCCUGAUCUUCUGGCAGACCCUUAUCAAAUUGCUGAAGAAUAUCAGUGGAUCAACGCUCCAACAGAACAGCAAACCUUUGAUCAAGUUGCGAACUCCCUAGCUGCGGAAGAGAUACGAAUCAAUCUUAUAGGUGGAAGAUCUUUACUAGAGGGAAAUGACUUGGAUGUUGAAAUCGAGCUUGAGACUAGAGAAAUGGGAAUCCUGCAGGCUGCUCUGAAGAUUAUCGUCGGUACACCUGAUUCUGUUUACGACGCCGAUCACGGAAAACGAUUGCUUGACAAUUGGCCGAACGAGGUUUACAAAUUUGCAUUCGAUGAUUUGUUAAAUAGGAAUAUCGUUAGGAAAAAUGUUUCCAGGACUUCUGGGAGAGGCUAUGAGUAUAGUACGGAGUGGAAUGCUCUCAAGGAAGGAUUCUUACCCUCCGAGUUGAAGCAAGAUUCACAGGGUCUCAUACCUAAAUUGGAACGUGAAGAAGGGAUCGAAUGGCCUUUGAUAGGAAAGUCCGGUGAAUUAGCUGCAUUGAUGGAUAUGGUUUCUAAUCACCAGGUCAACUUUGAUUUCGAUGUCAUCGAGUUCCCAACUGUCAAAUAUGAAAGGGGACAUUACAACACUCGAAAACUUGAUGAUGAUGCUUUCGAGUUCCCCAUACAAGUCAAGCGCCUCUAUCCUCUCAGCUCUCCGACCAUCAAACACGUUUUACCUGAUCUGAGAUCUUGUAAACCACUCACCCCAUGGAACGCACAUACCAAAACUGAUGCGGAAAUCAAGCGGACGCUGAAAAGAGUUUUGGAAGCCGUAACAGCAAUUGGUUCUGAUGGAAUAACCAAACCCGAAUUGGUUCAGGCGCUAGGAUGCUCAUCAAUUCAUCUCAGUCAAGUCCUAUCUGCUCUCACUGCCGAGAAUCAACAAGUAUUCUGGACAGGUUACGAUACCGCUCGUUUGGUUCUGAGGGAACAUUGGAGAUCGUGGACAAUCAUUGUCCGGCCUGCAGGAGAGGAAGAGGAUAUGGCUGUUAACCCACGAAGAUGGUGUGAUCUUUCUGGUAGACUCGUCAAAGAUGAUUUCGACGCGAUCGCUGAGAGUGUAAAAAGUUUGAUUGUCAUCAGACCAGGAAUUACUCAUAAAAUGAUAAGAGAGAAAUUCCUACUUGGUCUAGAUCGAUUAGAGUUGGUUGAAGUAUUAGAGCAUCUCUUGGAUGGAGGCAAAAUACGACGUGAUUGGUCAGAACAUGAUGGCGGCGAUCAGGGGGAAAGAAUCUUACCUCCUGUGGAAGCCACGGAUCAAAAAGAAGAAGAUGAAAUCGGAUUUGUCCCAAUCAUCACAGGGAUUUGGUGA
Messenger RNA from Kwoniella shivajii, 7569 nucleotides. RefSeq lists its product as uncharacterized. The coding region runs from base 1 to 7569 and encodes 2522 amino acids. Gene Ontology annotation, biological process: transcription initiation at RNA polymerase III promoter; 5S class rRNA transcription by RNA polymerase III. The record is from RefSeq and is a predicted model, not a curated record. Gene Ontology annotation, cellular component: transcription factor TFIIIC complex. NCBI's taxonomy places the organism in Eukaryota, Fungi, Basidiomycota, Tremellomycetes, Tremellales, Cryptococcaceae. Gene Ontology annotation, molecular function: DNA binding. The transcript has 15 exons.